Molecule: messenger RNA, 3707 nt
Organism: Leguminivora glycinivorella
Lineage: Eukaryota; Metazoa; Arthropoda; Insecta; Lepidoptera; Tortricidae
Product: protein ALP1-like
Exons: 2
Coding region: 2610-3605 (331 amino acids)
Source: RefSeq, a predicted model, not a curated record
AAACUAAUAUCAAAAAUCACGGUGGCCCCACUUCGAAAAUCCAUUCUUGGGCCCUAAGGACCAAUCCUACCAAAGGAAAUCUUUGGUUCAGCAAAAGCCGUAUUCUUCGUUUUUUUGCCUUGUACAACUGCAACUAUUGUCCCUUUGAGGGAUUUCUUUUUUUUUUUGAGGGAUUGUAUGAGACUAUUAUAAUAAAAAUAACACGCAUACAUAUAUGGUAUUCAAGAAGUACAAAAAAGUAGUGGUACUAAAGAUAGAGGUAAAGAAAGAGGUAUUAAAGAAAACACAAAUCAGACACCGAAGAAAUAAGAACCAGUUUCUUCAGGAAUAAUGUCACUUUCAACCAAUUCAUUCCCUUGUAUUAGCCAAGCCUUUGUUCCUGACAUGAGCAUCUUCUUUUCAUUCCUCUCCUGGAAGAUGGCAUCCUUUAGCUUCUUUAAUGCAAAUUGAAGUUGCAUUGGGUCGCUGGAGUAAUUUACUGCAGCGUUAUUAUAUAUACCUGUUGGCAUGUAGUUGACAAAAGCUCCAGUGUAUUUCCUCUUCCUAAAUCCUGUGAAUGAAGGGCGUCCGAUACAAACAGGCUCUACAUUUCCCAGACUCUUCGUUUGCAACGCUUGCGCCAUCUUGGAGAACAAUCUAAAGGGUAUUAGUGGAAUUAUGGUUUGUUUUUGAGUGGCCCUUGAUGUAAAUACAGCAUUUACCUCUUUCCUUUUGUGGCAAACAGCUUUCUUUGUUGUGAUAGUGGAAAGAAUCCCUAAGUCAUCGAGAUAUGUGCCAAAGCAGGCUUGAAAGAUCACUUGUGCUGCAUGGUCUGCUGUUCCACCCGUUUUCAUUGUAAAAGUAGGUACUUUUUUAUACAACAUGGAUAAUAUGCCAUUACAAAGGUUUUGUAAAAACUGUCUUGGUUUAGCUGCCGAAUAUUUAAGUAUUUGAACCCUUUUGUUUCAACGUACUUCCAAUGAUGAUAAGAAGGUAGGUAACUUAUCGCUGUACGCAUAGUACGUUCUUCAGUUCAAGACUUUUGAAAAUACUUGUGAUUUGUUUAUAAUGUCUCCACAAUUCUACGUGGUUAGUUCUCUUUUGUCCUUGAUGGACUUGAUGGACAGUCUCUAAGAUCUCCUGAGAUUUCUCAUCAUCGCGGUACUUGUCGGCCAUGAGUUCUAAUGUAGCUGCUACAGUAUUACUCAACCCUUGUGCAGGGAGGCUAAUUUUCUAAAAUGCAGGGUGCUCUUAUUUUUUCUGCUACGUCUGUCAGAUGUGCCUAUUUCCUUCUUUUUCCAUUAAUUAACUUGUUUUAUGUUUUCCUUGUACUCACUAGGUGUUGUGGCAAUAAAUAUAUUUUCUUUCUUUCUUGGCCUUUGGUCACACACAGUAGUCUGGCCUGGUCCCAAGUCCCAAGACAAUAUUUUGAAUUUGGGUUUGUAGUGUCCUAAAUUAUGCUCGGCGACGCCACUAAAUGUAUGGUGCCUGUAUCCUGUAGGUAUGUGCGUGGAGUUUUUAUAGAUUGCUAUGGCAAAGGUAUUUUCUGUAGCCGUCCAGCGUUUUUUUUAGGAUAGGAGGCAAACGAGCAGACAGGUCGCCUGAUGGUAAGCGAUCACCAUUUACCAUUGCAUUUCUCUUGUGAUUGCGUAGAUAUGAAUUUAUUAAUGAUUUUAUCCCAGGUAUUAUAUGUGUUCCGUGCCGGAUUAAGCCAGGAGCCUGUAGAAAAUUCUAUAGAAAUAUAUCGAAACUUUGCCAUACCUACUUUGAAAAUCUAAAGACAGACAAAGUUACUUUCGCAUUUAUAUUAUUAGUACGGAUAUUAGUAUGUAUUUCACCUUGAUUAUUAUCCACAUAUUCUACAUCUGUCUCCGAAUCCCUAAUAGAGCAAGUGGAUUUAAUGCCCUUUGUUCCUGAUAUGUACAGGAGAUUUCGAACCUUGUCCACUCAUUUGCCUUUAGAGGGCACAUAUUUUCUUGAAGCAGCUUUGCAUGUUGGCACAGCUUUCAUAUAGUAAGUAUAAUAUACUUUCAGUUGGGAAAAGUGAAACAAUUUUUGCAGCUAGCAAAUUGAAUUCUUCUGGUUGGAUGUUGCUCAGGAAAAUAAAUAUUUUGGAUAAUCUUCAUUCAAGUAAUACUUGAUUAAUACUAAUUAUAGAAACCAGACUGUUAGGCCGUGUUCAAACCAAACUGACUGUAAGCCGCCGAAUGUGAGCAAGCUUACUGUGAGCCCCAGUGUAAACAUCAAAAUAAACGGUAUGUUUCGUUCACAGUAUGCUGACAAUACGCUUAUAGCUUACAAUACGCCAAUGUGUGAACAAAACAGUCGGCUUGUAUACGUUCACACCGCAUGCGUACGCUGAGCAGCCGACUAUUUUUCACAUAAAAGAGCUCAGUGGUUUGAAAUUCUCGCAGUAUAUCUCAGUUCGUGUUUCUAGACUGGUAACCGGGGUGCUAACUAAAUAAUGUUCGCUAAGAUAUUGGCCAUUCACGAAGCUCUGGAGGAAGAUGAAGAAAGGAAUAAGAGAAUUUGGGUACAUCCUUUAAAUUUAAAGAGAUGUUAUCUUGGUCAGUUUCAUUUUACAUUCGGAAUACAGAUGUUACCCUGAUAAAUUCAAAAAACAUUAUCGCAUGUCUGUAAAAUCUUUUGACGAAUUAUUGUCAUUAAUAUGUACCAAAGUGUAUAAAAAAGACACCAACUACAGACGUGCUAUAGAGCCAGAAGAAAGAUUAGCUGUUACUUUAAGGUAUUUAGCUACAGGGGCAUCCUUUGGUACCUUAAGCGAAGAUUUACUAAUGGGGAAGUCUACAAUAUCUGCGAUUGUUUGUGAAACCUGCUCGGUUUUGUGGGAAAUAUUAAUGCCUUUGGAAUUACCGCAGCCCACAGAAGAAAUGUGGAUAAACAUAUCUAAUUUGUUUUACACAAGAACAAAUUAUCCGAAUUGUCUGGGCCCUAUAGACGGCAAACAUGUGCGAAUAAGGAAACCAGCUCAUAGUGGUUCAAACUUUUUCAACUAUAAAAAGUUCUUCUCAAUAGUCCUUUUUGCUUUAGCUGAUGCAAACUGUUUAUUUACUGCCGUUGAUAUUGGAUCAUGUGGAAGAGAAGCAGAUAGUAACAUAUUUAAAAACAGUAACAUGGGCAAAAUGAUAGCUCUUGGACAAUUAAAUAUACCAAAAUCUGCCAAACUGCCUAAUUCCAGUGGACCUGAACAACCAUAUGUGUUUCUAGGGGAUGAAGCGUUUAGUUUAAAAUCAAAUUUAAUGAGACCUUACCCAAAUCGCAACUUAACUAUAGAACAGCGCACAUAUAAUUUUCGGCACUCUCGAGCAAGGAGAUGUGUUGAAUGUGCAUUCGGUAUUUUGUCUAAUAAGUGGAGAGUGUUACAUUCAAGUAUAAAUACUGAUGUCAAAAAUGCUAUUAAAAUAAUACAAGCCACUUGCGUACUACACAAUUUUGUUCGUAGAAGAGAAGGCAUCAAUUUCAAAGAUCAGUUAAGAACUUGUACUCUUAGGGAUGUACGAACAUCGCGAUUAGUUGUGUCCACAUCAGGUCAAAGGGUGAGAGAAUUCUAUAAAGAAUAUUUUGUAAAUGAGGGUAGAUUGAACUGGCAAAAUAGAUAUAUCUAAGCUGCGUGUAGUAUUAAACAAAAAUAUUUCAAUUGAAAUCAAAUAAUGUCAAUUUUGUGUCAACUGUUUGUAAUUCUUACUUAAUAAAAAAACUACUCACUA